Molecule: messenger RNA, 5453 nt
Organism: Pieris napi
Lineage: Eukaryota; Metazoa; Arthropoda; Insecta; Lepidoptera; Pieridae
Gene: Usp8
Product: ubiquitin carboxyl-terminal hydrolase 8
Exons: 19
Coding region: 200-2971 (923 amino acids)
Biological process (GO): protein deubiquitination
Molecular function (GO): cysteine-type deubiquitinase activity
Source: RefSeq, a predicted model, not a curated record
UGUCAGUCGUCACUUUGUGUUUUUCUGAUAAAUAUUUCUUAUUCGUAGAUUUUUGUUUUCCUAUUCCACUAUUCCUAGAUAAAAAGGCAUUAUUUUAUGUAUAUUCUAGUACAAAACGCCAAUGUAAAACUAAAAAACACUAGCGCCUUUUUAUUUACUUAUUUAUUGAUACUGUGCUCGUUUUUGUAAAAACUGAAUUAUGACCGAGACGCGUCGUAUACAGCUCCAUUUGGGCAAAUGUAUAGAAGAUUUGGAUAAAUUGUACAAUGUACCCGACUUAAAAUCGAAGAGAGCAACCUUGUUAUGCAAGACAGCUCAAAAACUCUUUGAAAGUGCUGAAGAAGCUCGUGCAAAAGGUGAUGAGGAGUACUCGUAUGUGUACUAUAUGAAAUACCUUCGGGUAAUUGCAUUUAUCAGUAAAGACAAAGAAUAUCUGAAGGAUAAAAAUUACUUUAAUAAUAUGCUUGGGCCUAAGAAUCCAAACAAAGCUCUUGAUGCGGCUGAGAAAUUGAAAAUAAGUCUGAUUGAAAGAUAUGCUAAAGAGCAGAAAGCCAAACGACUAAUGGAUAUACAAGAAAAUGAGUUAAUCAAACAGAAAAUUGAUGAAAACCGUAAAAAGGCUAUGGACACUAUUGCUGCUGAACCACCACCUCCAACUGGUCUACCAGGUCCUGAUGAAGUUACAAUCAAAAGUGAUCAACUGUAUACUAUAUUAAAAAAUGGCAAACUUAAAGUAAUGAUAUUAGAUGCUCGACCUGGUAAAGAUUAUAUUAACUCACACAUCAACCAUCCUGCUUGCAUCAGUGUGCCAGAAGAAUGUAUAUCACCUGGGCAAUCAGCAAAUGUUUUAGAACAGAAUCUACCAUCUGCAUCUCGUCCUGUUUGGGCAGAGCGGGCCAGCUCUGAGCUGAUAGUCAUGCUGGACUGGAGUAGCACUACAGUCAUUCCAGGGAAACCGCUGCACCUACUCAAGACAAUAUUACUGAAGUGGGACAUAAAAGUACAAUACUCUCGUCAACCAGUUGCACUAUGGGGUGGUUAUGAAGACUGGCUACUGAAGUAUCCGGCCUUCACCACUAAUCCACAGGCUAUACCACCCUCACAGGAUAUCAUGUUGGAUGACAUGCUUGGUGAAAUAGACUAUCCGAAUUGGUCAGAUUUGAACCCGACACCUGCUGAUAUCCGACCCAAAUCAUCUGAACCAGUCAUAGAUCGAGCUAGCAAGUCAGCUGCAGUAGAACUAUAUGCAGAACGCUCUCGUAACAUGCAACAUAUAUUGGAACAGCAGGAACUCAUCGCUGAUACUUCGCUUACUCUUGAGAUGCAAAGGAUUGAGGCUGAACAGGACUGGGAAAAAAUACGUCAACAAGGGGAAACAGAACACCGGGAUGAGUUGCGAGCCAUGUACCAGCUUCGGGAACAAGAAAUUAUCUCACAGCUUAUGCAGCUGGAGAACAAACAAUUUGAUAUGGAACAAGAGAACCAAUCUCUGCGUGAGAAGCUGGAAGAUUAUCAGAGAAGGGAAAGAGAAGAGGCAGCCAAACUCGCUGAGAGCAUCGCCCGGUCACAGCUAACGCCGUCUGCUGAUAAUGAAGCUGUAGCAACAGCCCGUGAGCGGGAAGCUGCGGCUCGCGAUGUGGAAGCAAAGCGUGCUCGUAUCGCGGCCGUCACCGCACAGAGGGUGUCACUUGACAGGCAAAGGGAGGCGCUUGAAACUGAGCGGAAGCGGAAACUUGCUGAGGCUAGGGAGAAACAGAAACCUAAUUAUAAGGAAGAAGAUGCAGACUCGUACGGCUCCAGUACUGAGAGUGCAAGUGCGGCACUUAAUCGAUCGCAAUCUUCGCCAAACAUCGCAAAAGUAUCGUCUGAUGAAGAGGAACCAGUGGUGCCAAGCUUCGACCGCAGUACAAAACCAGCCAAAGUGGCGCCAUCUAGUGAACUACGACAAAGGGACUUUCAACCUGUUUGGGCAGAUGUCGGUCGAGGUCUGACCGGCCUGAAAAACCUGGGUAAUACCUGUUAUAUGAAUUCCAUUAUACAAUGCCUCAACAAUACCGCCAUUUUGGUCACCUACUUCUGCAAUGGACAGUACCUUGAACACGUUAAUAGAUCACACAGCACUCGCGGUGCGAUAGCGGAAGAAUUGGCUGCGGUUGUGCGAGGGUUAUGGUCCGGACAGUAUAGGUUUAUCGCUACUAAAGAUCUAAGGAACGAAGUAGGGAAACACCAGCGUACAUUUCGUGGCAACGAACAACAGGACUCGCACGAGUUUCUCACCAUCCUCAUGGACUGGUUACAUUUAGAUCUUCAGUUCUCAAUUAAACCACCACUAAAGGAGAACUUAGGCGCAUCAGAACGCGCCUGGCACGAAUACACGAAAUCCAAGGAAAGUCUGGUGCUACGACUAUUCUAUGGACAGAUUAAAUCAACAGUGCGCUGCUGCGUAUGCGCAACGCAUAGUGCUACGUAUGACUCAUUCUCCAAUCUGUCACUGGAAUUACCGCCGCAUGCUUCACGAUGUACGCUUAGUGAUUGCCUAAAACUCUACUUAAACGGCGAAACGAUACCCGGUUGGAAUUGUCCGAAUUGUAAGGAAAAACGGGACGCUGUCAAAAAACUAGAUAUAUCCCGGUUGCCCCCGGUCUUAGUCAUACAUUUCAAGAGGUUCUACCUUGACCCCAAGGAGUAUUGCAACGCGUUUAGGAAGAGACAGACAUACAUAGAUUUCCCACUAGAAAACUUGGAUAUGCGGCAAUUUUCUUUGAAUUGCCCUGGCAACCCCGUUUAUAAUUUAUACGCUGUGUCCAAUCAUUAUGGCUCUAUGGAAGGUGGACACUAUACCGCGUAUUGCAAGAGCAGUGUUUAUGGAAAAUGGUACAAAUACGAUGAUCACCUAGUGACUGAGAUUUCCCCAAGUGAAGUCAAGUCUAGCGCCGCCUACAUUCUCUUCUAUACGUCUUGCGAACGAUAGUGAUGUGUAUUAAUGAUUUAUAUGUGUAAUCGCCCUAACGUGUGUGUACUUAUGCAUUCGCAUGUGUAGUAAAAAGAUUUAGUCUGUUAUGUUUUAUUACGUUUAAAAAUAAUAGUAUAAAAAUUUUUACUCAUGGCAAUACCAGCAUUAGCCAGAUUGUUUCAUUAUUACUUUGAACGUUUCAUAAAGAAGUAAAAUAUCAAUCUUGUUUCGACUGUCAUCGUAAGUUUGGUUUUACAUUUUUUUAACACUAAAAAUUACCUGCAAAGUCGAAAGGAUAACGGAUACGUUUCCGGCCUUUUAAUAUUUUAUGUAUGGCGAUUGAGAUCUAACGUAGUAAUGAUUUGAUGUCACAUUAUGUCGGUAUGCCGCGAAAACGAAAUAAAUCUCGUCAUGUUAUUAAACAAUCAUAUUUGAUAGAUUUCGUAUGACAACUGUGUAGGAGUCUUAAAGCAGGGAAAUUAACGUUUCCAAAUUAAAUAGUAUUAUUUAUGACAGGUAUAUAUAUAAAAGUUCGUAUAAAACGUGGUAUUACAUAGUAAAUCCAUAGUUAAUUUUAUCAAUUCUAGUUAAAAGUAAUGGUAAAAUUUAUCAACCAUUUAAAGUUUCUGCAUCUUUAGGUUCUUCGUUUAAUCACGAUAACGUAACCACGAUAUUUUAACAUCGCCGUAACGAAAAUAACAUCUUAACAACUGGUUCUCAAAUCAACGUAUUCAUUAUAACCCUUAAAAGUACAAACUGUAAAUAAAAUUUUUGAUUUAAAACCGUGUUAGACGGCCGAGUCAGUCCUUAGUUGAUUAUGUAGAAACAAAUCUACCGAAAUACCUUUUAAGUAAACCGUCUCAGCUACGAUAGCUCAGCUACGCGGCUACGUUACGUUGUCUUUGGUUUGCAUUACGUACGUCAUACAUUCUGAAAUAAAUAUUUUCACCUUGUUUUGUUAGUCACGUGACCGCUGACCGAAGAGGUACAUUUAUUUAUUUAUUUUUACAUUGCUUCUAAUUCAUGGUACAAAAUAGCAAGAUAGUUUUACUCUGCUUUUAUUCACGGCUAAGCGGCCUUGAAAGGCCUACACAUGUCCUGUCAUCUGUCAUCUUUCACGGAUUUUUGACGUUGACUUGUGUUAUUGACUACUCAUAUUACCAGUGGAAGUUGAUUCAAUGAAUGUUUGACAGAAAAUUUUGGUUCCGAUGAAGUUAGAAGAGAUUGACGUAGAGGAAAAUACAAUUUUUGUUGUAUACAAGUUUUAUUUUCUCUACCGUUAUUUUAAAAGGCGUCUUCCUACCAGCCAAAUUGUUUUCAAAAUUAUGAAAUACAUUCGAAUUGUAUGAAUUAUAUAUAUUUCGCUUACGGACGUGAAGGGUUUGGGCAAAAUGGUUUAAAAUAUUGAUUUUUAUUGAAAAAAUGAGAAAAUAUAGUUUGUGAGUAAACUAUUUAUAAAUUUAACCCUCCAAAUAAGAACAUCAAAACAGACGAAGAAACGUCACCUGACAUCUUAGACAAUUUUGCUCUAAACUGAAUUUGUAAAUAUCGCUGUAAAAUGCUUAAUCUCACUAAAGAUGUAAAAAUAUUUAUUUUGGAUAUUUGAAUGGUUUAUGGAAAGACUGAAUGGUAAAAUAUGUCAUUAGAAAAUGUUUUAAUUAUUUGUCUUUUAAAGCUUCCUUAGAAUAAUACAUAUUUUUUUUAUUAUUAUGGUUAUUCAUGUCUUGUAUACUGGACAUAGGUGCAUGUUGUCUAAAAAAAGGAAUAUUAAUAUCAAAACUCAAAUUUAACUAGCUUGUGUCUAGCGGUGAACGAAAUAUAUAGCUCCAAAUUCAUGUAUAGACUACAAGUUUCAUCGAUUAAACGAAAACUAUCAGGUAUAUCGACCACCUUUACAUUAAUAAAAAACUUUCAAUUUUUAACUUUAGUUGUGAUACGAUUAAAUAUUACGAGAAACUAUAAAAUCGGAAAAAGUUUAAUUUCUACAUAAUAUUAACGCGUACAAAGACUAGACAGUUUUCGUCAAUUCUAUGAAUUUUGACCUAGCUUGGAGCAUAUAUUUAUGUACACCAUGUUUUCUACUUUUUCCCAGUAACAUUCACCGUUAGACUUCCCCAGCGAACUAUAUGUAUUACACUAAAUGGAUUGACGAAUAUAGUGUGUAAAAUUUGUCGUUUAUCUGCACUAUAUGAUACAAAUUAAGUUGUAUGUUACUUUGUUAGGAAUAACUAAAAGUAAUGGACGUUGCCUUCCGGCAAAGUAGACUAUCGAAGUUGGCUACGAUACAUAAUAAAAAAUUGUAACAUUAAUGUUCAAGUAAAGAAAAUAUUGUAAUAUUUCUUUCAUGCAAGUUUUGUAUUCUUUUAUCGCUCCGAUUUGUGUCCUAGUUGUAGUGUAGUGAGAGGACUUAUUGUUUUUGACUAAUCCCAGUUGUAUAUAAACAUUACUAAAUACAUAAAGUGUAUACUUAAGACAGAAUUUAUUAAAUUCUUUGUUAAUA